Molecule: messenger RNA, 2397 nt
Organism: Mucor velutinosus
Lineage: Eukaryota; Fungi; Mucoromycota; Mucoromycetes; Mucorales; Mucoraceae
Gene: HUT1
Product: UDP-galactose transporter
Exons: 2
Coding region: 1-2397 (798 amino acids)
Biological process (GO): regulation of DNA-templated transcription
Molecular function (GO): zinc ion binding; DNA-binding transcription factor activity, RNA polymerase II-specific
Source: RefSeq, a predicted model, not a curated record
AUGGCCAAACGAAAAGUCAGUUGUUUGCCUUGUCGAAUUAAAAAAGUGAAAUGUGAUGGAGAAAAGCCAUGCACUCGAUGUGAAGCUCGACAAACGGCAUGUAUCUAUCAGAAACCCGGCGCAGUAGGAAGACCACCUAAAAAUGCAGUUGUAAAUAAGCUCGUUUUGUCUCGAAUAGCAUCCAACAUCCAUGACAACAAAGAGGGACCCAAUUCCAAGACAUUUUGCCGAGAAUUCAUCUUUGAGAAUGUAACCAUGACGCCUGUACUGGCACCAGUACGAUACUUGCAUGACAAUACAGAGCAAGGGUUGGAUUUCUACAUCAACACACUGUUUUCCACCUAUUUCGCAAAGAACACCACACUGGAUCAGUUCAUUGAAGAACGGCGCAGCGAGAAUGCAGUAGUUCUCCAUCCUGAUUAUGCCAGUGUCAACACCAAGGUCAAGAUCUUUGAUUUAACCGAUUACUUUACUUGGAUGAGUGCUGACAUGGCUAGCAUUCUGAUGAAACGAGUGUCCAAACUCAAGCUGACAUACUACACUGAUUUGGAGUUCUCUCGAACAGCCUUGGCUUACGACCGUACAACCAGCUUCUUUGAGUCACCGUCCAGUGUUUCCCUGACGAUCAAUCCAUUAAACUCAUUGCCACCACAGCAAGCAGUACGGCUCAUCGAGUGCUUCUUUUGCAUACAUCCCUUUUCCAACUUGCUCAACAAGACGAUGCUUUUGCAAGCUUACUGGACCGACACAGCUGAUCCACUGCUACUCACUGUUGUGUAUGGUACCACCAUCUUCAAAUCUCAGUUACUGGACGGCAAACCGCUGGAAUUGUGGGAUGCACUGAACAAGAAGAAACGAAAUCCCUUCUUGGACUAUGCUCAUGUUCUUUUAUCCAAGGCAUCUGCAGAAACCACGCCCAGUAAAUAUCAAGCAAUUGUGUUGUUGGCUUUGUUCGAGGUCACGUUUGGGUUCCCAAAAAGAGGCAUGUCGCUAUUCGGCCUGUCGUACAUGCUGGCUGCUCGAUUAGGCUUGUUUGAUAAUUCAAUGCCUGCUGGUCUGAGCGACGUGGAGAAGGAGCUACUGCUGAACACGUUCUGGGCAGCAUUUGAAACUACUAUCAGAGGAUGCGUAGAGCUGGAGCAAAUUCCAAGAGCUGCAUUGGCCUAUCAUGAGCACCCUUAUCCGCCGCCCAACAUCAAACUGUCCAAAUCAUACCAGUACGACGUAGAAAACAACAACCCACGCCUAUUUAAAUGGUACUUUUAUCUGCUGGAAACAUUCUACAUCAAAUCAGUCAUAGCCCGAGUCAGCUGUAAGCUCAUUUUGCAGCUGCCACAUUCAUCUGAUCCAACACUGCCCAAAGCACCGUGGCAAGUGCUGAGUCGCUUCAGACCAGAGCUGUUCAAGCCGUACCCCAAGUUGCAGCCCAACGUUGAAGAGAGAAUCUCUCAAGUACUGGACGAAUUCCAGCAGUUCAAUGACGCCUGCAGAAAAGAUUGGUCACCUUUGCAAGCUUAUACCCUAGACCUCUUUUAUUUAUUUUAUAGAAUCAACAUGUAUUUCAUUCGAGAUUCAGUGAGGAAUCCAGACGGCAGGAAUCAUCCCUUCAGCCUGUAUCAACAGCACACACCGACAGAACUGGAUUUGACCAAUGUGGAUAACGUUUUGCGAGUCCACAAAGCGAUACCCGAAUCCAUUCAACUGCUGGCUCGCACCUACACUCACCUCAUCAACCCAGUCAACUACUAUGACCAGACGGAUUUCUUGCCUCGCGGUAUUAUCAUCUCUGCUGUGGAUUCAGCGGCUCAGGUCUUGAUGUAUGCCUAUCGACUGGAAGCGUCAGAUCAACUACGACAGCACAUUGAAAAGGCCGAGGCGAUUUUGAAUAUACCUAUUAUCUGGGGAGAUUGGGGUACCUGUGAACUGCUGAGAACAGUGAUCCACAACUUUUUGGAUGCCAAUCCAGUGUUACCAGAGAAAGACAAGACGGCGACAGGGAGAGAGGAGCCAUCGUUAUCGUCCAAUAGCAGUGUCAGCACGCAUGAGAAUGAUGCACCCUCAUUUGAUAAUGUGGAUCUAAAUGAUGACAGCACGGAUCUUAUUACAUCAUUCUUGCCACCCACAGCCAAUGUUUUUCCUGCUGACACGACACAACCACCAGCACCGCCUUCUACCUCCAAUUUUAUCAUGACUCCAUGGCUGACGGGACAAGAACCUUGGACGCAAGAUAUCAACCAGAUUUUAUCCAAUUCAGAUCUGCUCUCUGCACCGUUUGUGGAUCCAUUCCAGCCGCAAACGCAAGAGCAACUCCAGCCCCAACCUCAACCACAACCACAGCAAACACAUGAACAACAGCAGUUUGAAUUUGUCAGUGACCUUUUCGAUGGAUUAUUUUAA